Anoplopoma fimbria (sablefish) is the source of this 4955-nucleotide messenger RNA. Its product is annotated as vinculin. Gene Ontology annotation, cellular component: actin cytoskeleton. The record is from RefSeq and is a predicted model, not a curated record. Gene Ontology annotation, molecular function: actin filament binding; structural molecule activity. The transcript is spliced from 20 exons. Lineage: Eukaryota; Metazoa; Chordata; Actinopteri; Perciformes; Anoplopomatidae. Gene Ontology annotation, biological process: cell adhesion. Bases 174 to 3461 code for a protein of 1095 amino acids.
UCACGUUGCCUGUUUCACGGGAGUAGUUGUAAUAGUCUUCACACCGCAGGGUUGAAACUGCCCUGUGGAAGAAAGAAAAAGAAACUUUUGUAGAGGGUGUUUGGGAGAAAACUGCCUUAGGUGGUAGUAGAGCAACUUAUUCUUCUGUUGGAUAGUGAAAUAAAGUUGCCACCAUGCCGGUGUUUCACACAAAGACGAUAGAAAGUAUCCUGGAGCCGGUGGCCCAGCAGAUAUCCCAUCUGGUGAUCAUGCACGAAGAGGGGGAAGUGGACGGGAAAGCUAUUCCAGACCUGACCGCCCCGGUGGCUGCAGUGCAGGCGGCUGUCAGCAACCUUGUUCGUGUGGGGAAAGAGACUGUACAAACCACAGAGGACCAGAUAAUGAAAAGGGACAUGCCACCGGCUUUUAUCAAAGUGGAGAAUGCGUGCACUAAACUGGUGCAGGCUGCUUCCAUGCUGAAGGCCGAUCCAUACUCUGUUCCUGCUCGGGAUUACCUCAUUGAUGGCUCUCGGGGCAUCCUCUCUGGGACUUCUGACCUGCUCCUGACCUUUGACGAGGCCGAGGUCCGCAAAAUAAUCCGUGUGUGCAAAGGCAUCCUGGAGUACCUGACGGUGGCAGAGGUGGUGGAGUCUAUGGAGGACUUGAUCACGUACACGAAGAACCUGGGACCAGGGAUGACAAAGAUGGCAAAGAUGAUAGAUGAGCGACAGCAGGAGCUGACACAUCAGGAGCACCGUGUGAUGUUGGUCAACUCUAUGAACACAGUCAAAGAGCUGCUGCCCAUCCUCAUCUCAGGUAUCAAAAUCUUUGUGACAACCAAAACAUCUGGCAGCCAGGGUGUGGAGGAGGCCUUGAAGAACCGUAACUUCACCUUUGAGAAGAUGAGCGGAGAGAUAAACGAGAUCAUCAGAGUGCUGCAGCUGACGUCCUGGGACGAGGACGCCUGGGCCAACAAGGACACAGAGGCCAUGAAGAGGGCUCUGGGGCUUAUCGACUCAAAGAUGGGUCAGGCUAAGAACUGGCUGCGGGAUCCAAAUGCUCAACCAGGGGACGUAGGCGAGCAGGCCAUCCGCCAGAUCCUUGAUGAAGCGGGGAAAGUUGGUGAACUGUGUGCUGGGAAGGAGCGCAGAGAUAUCCUGGGCACAGCCAAGACCCUGGGCCAGAUGACCGACCAGGUGUCUGACAUGAGGGCCAGAGGUCACGGGGCAGCCCCGGCCGCAAUGCAGAAGGCGCAGCAGGUUUCCCAGGGGCUUGACGUGCUAACUGGCAAGGUGGAAAAUGCCGCUCGCAAGCUGGAGGCCAUGACUAACUCCAAGCAGGUCAUCGCCAAAAGGAUCGAUGCUGCACAGAACUGGCUGGCAGACCCGAACGGCGGGCCAGAGGGAGAAGAGAACAUCAGGGGCCUGCUUACUGAGGCCAAAAAGAUUGCAGACAUGUGUGAAGACCCGAAAGAAAGAGAUGACAUCUUGCGGUCUAUUGGAGAGAUCGCUGCCAUGACUGCCAAACUGUCUGAUCUCAGAAGACAGGGUAAAGGUGACACUCCUGAAGCCAGAGCUUUGGCUAAACAGAUCGCAACAGCUCUGCAGAACCUGCAGUCCAAGACCAACAAAGCUGUGGCCAACAGCAGGCCUGCAAAGGCAGCUGUUCACUUGGAAGGAAAGAUUGAGCAGGCACAGCGCUGGAUUGACAAUCCCACCAUAGAUGACAGCGGUGUGGGCCAGGCAGCCAUCCGCGGGCUGGUGGCCGAGGGCCACAGGCUGGCCAACGCUCUGCCAGGGCCAUACAGGCAGGAGCUGCUGGGUAAGUGUGAGCAGGUGGAGCAGCUCAUGGCCCAGCUGGCCGACCUGGCUGCCCGCGGUGAAGGGGACUCCCCUCAGGCUAGAGCUGUUGCUCAGCAGCUCCAAGAGGCUUUGAAAGACCUAAAAGGAAAGAUGCAAGAGGCGAUGACUCAAGAGGUGUCAGACAUCUUCAGCGACACCACCACCCCAAUCAAGUUACUGGGAGUGGCCGCCACCGCUCCUCUGGAGGCCCCCAACAGAGAUGAGGUCUUUGACGAAAGGGCUGCCAACUUUGAGAACCACGCCAAUAAGCUUGGCACCACAGCAGAGAAGGCUGCUGCUGUCGGCACUGCCAACAAAAGCACUGUGGAGGGAAUCCAGGCUGCUGUCAAGUCGACAAGAGACUUAACACCACAAGUGGUAUCUGCUGCUCGUAUUCUGCUGAGAAACCCUGGCAACCAAGCAGCAUAUGAACAUUUUGAAACCAUGAAGAAUCAGUGGAUUGACAAUGUGGAGAAAAUGACAGGUUUGGUGGACGAGGCCAUCGAUACCAAAUCCUUGCUGGACGCAUCAGAGGACGCCAUCAAGAAGGACCUUGAAAAGUGCCGUUUGGCCAUGGCCAACCACCAGCCUCAGAUGCUGGUCGCUGGCGCCACCAGCAUCGCCCGCAGAGCCAACCGUAUCCUCCUGGUGGCGAAGAGAGAGGUGGAGAACUCUGAGGAUCCUAAAUUCAGGGAGAUGGUGAAGGCUGCAUCUGAUGAACUGAGCCAGACAAUUUCUCCCAUGGUGAUGGAUGCCAAAGCUGUGGCUGGAAAUAUCCAUGAUCCAAGUCUUCAGAAAGGCUUUCUGGACUCAGGUUAUAAGAUUCUUGGUGCUGUGGCAAAGGUCAGGGAGGCAUUCCAGCCCCAAGAGCCAGACUUCCCACCACCUCCUCCUGAACUGGAUCAGCUUAAUCUCAACGAUGAGGCAGCACCACCCAAACCUCCUCUUCCUGAGGGUGAGGUUCCUCCUCCCAGGCCUCCUCCCCCAGAGGAGAAAGAUGAGGAGUUCCCUGAGCAGACUGGUGAUAUGGUUAACGAGCCCAUGAUGGUGGCUGCCAGGCAGCUCCACGAUGAAGCACGCAAAUGGUCCAGUAAAGUAAGCGAACACCGAAAAUGGAUGAAUGGACUUUUUUACGUCGGAAUGCUACACAUUCAUAUUGAUUUACGUUCCUGUUGUACCUCACAGGGAAAUGACAUCAUCGGUGCCGCCAAACGAAUGGCCUUGCUCAUGGCUGAGAUGUCUCGUCUGGUGCGCGGAGGCAGCGGAAACAAGCGCGCCCUCAUCCAAUGCGCCAAAGACAUCGCUAAGGCUUCGGAUGAAGUCACGCGGCUGGCCAAGGAGGUGGCCAAGCAGUGCACUGACAAACGCAUCCGGACCAACCUGCUCCAGGUGUGCGAGCGCAUUCCUACCAUCAGCACUCAGCUCAAAAUCCUGUCCACAGUCAAGGCCACCAUGUUGGGUCGUACCAACAUCAGUGAAGAGGAGUCAGAGCAGGCUACCGAGAUGUUGGUCCACAAUGCUCAGAACCUGAUGCAGUCUGUGAAGGAGACCGUCAGGGAGGCUGAGGCAGCUUCCAUUAAGAUCCGUACAGAUGCUGGUUUCACCCUGCACUGGAUCAGAAAGACCCCCUGGUACCAGUAAGAGAAGGGCCACUGUUCCUAUGCUUGAUGCUGGUUCUCUCCAGCUGUCCAGGAGGACAUUGAAUGGACAGAUAGAUACUUUAUCGGAGCUAUGAUAUCAGUGCCCGUCACACUAAUAUGGGUGAACCUUCUCUAUUAGUCCCAUAUCCUGUCUGUAACAGUUGCUGUUCUGGUAGAAUGUACACAUUGGGACUAUCAGAGUGAGUUAUGGGUUAGAUUCUUACUGGGGGUGUCUUUUUUUCUAAAGUGUGUAAAAAUAUUGUUUUAAAGCUUAUUUCAACAAAUCGCAGGAACAUAUACUGUAUGUUUUGAUUAGAGGUUGGAUAACAUAUAAUGCAAGGUUGUUUUUUGGCCUCUUCUAGACACAAGCCUUAAGUUAAAUUUAAAUAACUAGAUUUUCUCAAGAGACAUUUUUCUGUCUUUGUACUGCUAAUUGUAUUAUCAUGAUCUUGCAUUCAUCUUUGCUAGGAUAAGCACAUGAACUUGAGGAGCUGUUACAAGUACAGUAUAGGCCGUCUCUUAGCACACGCAAAAUAUACAAUUAUGCCAAGUUUACACUAUUCUGUAUGACCACAAGUAAAAACAAAACACUGUUAAUUAUUUUACAUAUUGUAAUGCAACUGUAGCAUUCUUUAUUUUCUUAAAAGUUCUGCCAAAGACAUUCUGCCUUGAUCUCUGAAAGUGUAGUUGUCGUUCUUUGGUCAGCAAUACAUAUUUUGUUACUCAAAAUAAUUUAUCUUAAAUGUUUGCCAACAGCAGCUAAAGAUAAAACAGAUGCUUGCACUCGACUCCUUCAACUCUUUCUACAUAGGUUCAGGCUAAUAGCCUAAAUAAUUACUCAUAAUUACUUUCACAAGCCCAAACUUGAGCUAACAAAGCUUACUCUUCUAUAAAGAGGCUUGUCUUUUUUUCUUCUCAGCACUGCACACAGUUGUACGUCUCAUGUUGUCUUGUUGUGCACAAUCAUUUGUUUGCGAUAUACGAAUUGCACACUUCUCCAUAAGUAACCAAGGGAAUGACAACAGUUUUAAUAUGAAGCACAGUGUCAUCGUCCGCUGGUGAAAUCUUCACAUUUGUCUCAACACACUAAACAUAACUGGCCACUAUCUGUGGCAACUGUAGUAGAUAUUUUGAAAUGUCUGAAGACCGAUGGUGUGAAUGUGUCUUUUUAAGUAUCUAAAACCAACAGAUGUGCCUUGCGAAGGAACUUUACUUGCCAUUGAUACGAUUUCAUUUACAGAUGUUUUGUAUCAUUAUUACAAGGUAUGCUGGUGUUGAUUUCUUCAAAACAUUUAUUGUACAUGAUUUUUCUAUUAAGUUACACCCGCUUCAUGACUUUUACUGUAAGUCAAAUUAUGCUCUAUGCAAACCAGUGAAAGUUUGUUUAACAAAAUGAUAUCAAAAUUAUGCAACUUGGUUGGGUUAAAUGGGCCGAAACAACAUUUCGCCAAGGCAUUGUUCACAAUUUUGUAAUAAAGCAUUUUAUAGCACUUUG